CUAAUCUGUGUACAUUCUUUUGAGAACCGUGCGGUGGUACGCUGCCGGUAUAGUUCUUCUGUUGUGUGAUCAAAAUGAGUGUUUUACCAGAAAAUAUUAAGGCUGAGGCCAAUUCAAUUAUUCAUCAAUAUUUAAAUAGUAUAGACAAAUCCUUAGCGAGUAACUUUUUAAAAAUAACAAAAGCGAAACCCAGAGCUAAGAAUCUGCCGUCUUUUGUUGAUAUACUUCAACAAUUCAAAAGCCAGCAAAAGCCCAACAAAAAACAAGCUGAGAGCUCUGAUGACUCUAGCGAAGACGAAAAGCCUAAAAAGCCUGUUGCCCAAAUAAAUGGUAAUGCCCAACAGAAAAAGAAGGAAUCCUCUGAUUCAGAUAGCUCGGAAGAUGAGAAACCUCAAAGCAAACCUGCACCCAAGUCUAACAAUGUUGCACCGAAAGCUGCUCCCAAGAAAGCAGAAUCAUCAGAUGACAGCGACAGUAGUGAUGAUGGUUCAAAGAAACCAGUAGCUCAGCCGGUGAAACCUCAAGCAAACAAGGCAGCUCCUAAAGUGGCUAAACAAGAAUCUUCUGAUGAUAGCUCAGACAGUGAAGAUGAAAAGCCAGCAACAAAACCUACCCCAGUCAAACCAGCUCCAGCUAAAGCCACACCAGCUAAAGCUACUCCAGCUAAAACUCCUCAAAAGAAAGCUGAAUCUUCGGACAGUGACAGCAGUGAUGAUGAACCUAAAAAGCCAGCUCCUAAAGCAACCCCAGCCAAGAAACCUGUUGCUAAACCAUCAAAAGCAGAAGAAUCAUCAGAUGACAGUGAUUCGGAUGAUGCCACCAAACCACCUCCAAAGGCUGCCACUGCCAAGCCCACACCAAAUAAACCAGCAGUUAAGGCUGCACCCAAAAAACAGGAAUCAUCUUCUGACGACAGCAGUGAAGAUGAGAAACCCCAACAGAAAGCUUUCCCCAAACUGCAAGCGGCAGCUGCCAAACCAGUUGGCAAGGUCAACAAGAAGCAGUCAUCCUCAGAAGAUAGUGAUGAAAGUACUGAAGAUGAAAAAGCCAAGGCUGCAGCGAAGCAACCAGCUAAACCUGCAGCCAAACCAACCCCAGCCAAGAAGAAACAGGAAUCUUCUUCUGAUGAUAGUGAUGAUGAACCCCCAAAACCGGCCCAAAAAUCUCCAGCCCCAGCCAAACCUGCAGCAAAAGCAAAGGCAGAAUCUUCAGACAGCGAUGACAGCAGUGACGAUGAACCUAAAGCUAAGCAAGCUAAAGUAGCAACCCCGGCUAAACCUGCAAAGGAAGAUUCUUCUGAUGACAGUGAUGAAGAACCACCUAAGAAGGUUCAAAAACCUGGCGCUAAACCAGCAGCCGCACCUAAAAAAGCACCAUCAGACAGUGACGAUAGUAGUGAAGAAGAACAAAAGAAGCCACCGUCUACUCCAAAAGCCAAGCCAAAGCAAGAGUCGUCUGAUGAUGAUGAUAGUGAUGAUGAAGCACCAACUGAAGUGCAGAAGAAGGAAAAUAAUCAGUCUGAAAACGUCAAAGCUGGCAAGAAAAGGAAAGCCUCUGAAAAUGAAGCAGAGCCAACACCCGCCAAGAAACCAUAUAGCAAUUUUGUAAAGGGGACCAAUUGCUCAUCAACACCCAGUGACAAAGGCCCAGAAAGUAAGCCAACUCCCUUCAGGAGAGUUGUCACAGAAAAAGUUGAAGUGGAUCCUAGACUUAAAGACAAUUCAUUUGAAGCUAAGUACGGAGCCCGCGGCUCGUGGGGCGAGCGCGCUAAUCAAGACUUGAAGCACACACGCGGCAAGUCAUUCAAACACGAGAAAACAAAGAAAAAACGCGGUUCCUACCGGGGUGGCGCCAUCGACACCGGGGUCCAUUCCAUUAAGUUUGAGGAUUGACAUACAAUGAACUUAUGACAUGAUUCAUACAAUUAAUAUAUAUCACUGUAGCCCUAUAUGCUUUAGUAUUAUGAUUCCAUUUGUGAGUGAUGCUGCGGUAACUGAUUUUUUUUUAUAUCUUCAUUGCAAGUGAUAGUAGAGUAAUCGUAGCAAUAGCUACGUGUAACUUAAAUAUGCCGUUAUCUGACAUUCUUUUUAAAUUAAUAAUUUUACUUACGUAGUGUAAGUCACUUUGGUGUUUAUAGGUAAAUUUACCUAGUAAUACAAUAAAAACUUAAUCGGAAUUGUUCUUUAUGUAAUAAAAAAAAAUGUUUACAAGUCUUUAUUUUUCGAAACAUUUAGUUUAUGAACGCUCCGUGUAAAUAACGUGAAGUUUUAAUAUACACGCUAUUUUGUACAUAAGCAUAAGUAAGGAAUAGAGAUAAGUAUUUAGUUUUUAACCGUCGAAAAAAAUAUGUUUCAUUAUAAUUAAGACCGCCUUGACGAUACUUGAAUGUGUUUAAAUAAAACUAUUUGACUUAAA
Danaus plexippus (monarch butterfly) is the source of this 2415-nucleotide messenger RNA. Its product is annotated as nucleolar protein dao-5. The record is from RefSeq and is a predicted model, not a curated record. NCBI's taxonomy places the organism in Eukaryota, Metazoa, Arthropoda, Insecta, Lepidoptera, Nymphalidae. The transcript is spliced from 7 exons. Gene Ontology annotation, cellular component: nucleoplasm; nucleolus. The coding region runs from base 75 to 1892 and encodes 605 amino acids.